This is a messenger RNA of Lodderomyces jiufengensis, 1764 nucleotides long. RefSeq lists its product as uncharacterized. Gene Ontology annotation, biological process: transmembrane transport. Bases 1 to 1764 code for a protein of 587 amino acids. Gene Ontology annotation, molecular function: transmembrane transporter activity. The transcript has a single exon. NCBI's taxonomy places the organism in Eukaryota, Fungi, Ascomycota, Pichiomycetes, Serinales, Debaryomycetaceae. The record is from RefSeq and is a predicted model, not a curated record.
AUGACAUAUUCAGAUGAACUACUGGAACAAAAAUCAACAUCUGAUGAAUCUCAUAGAUCUUUAGAACAAACCACAUCUUAUGAAAUAUAUCCUAUAAGAUCAUUACAAACUCAUCAAUCAAUUAAUACAUAUUCAAGUAAAAAAUCAGAACUUUCAAGAAUAAUAAGUGGGAUAAAAGAUGAUCAAAUACAAAGUAAUAAAGAUUACGUAGAUAGAGGUGAUGCUGAUUUUUUAGUGGCUCAAGAAAUUGAUAGAGCCACAAGUAGGAAUAUUCAAAGUAUACAAGAAGAAGAACCAAUAAAAGAAGAACAAGAAGAUCAUCCACCUGAUGGUGCUUUUGCUUGGGUAAUGGCAACUUGUGCAAUGUUGGGAGUUUUUUCAACUUGGGGUGCAAAUGCUGGAUUUGGUGUAUUUUUAAAUUAUUAUUUAAAUUCAAAUACUUUUCCUGAAGCUACUGAAUAUGAUUUUGCAUUAAUUGGUGGUAUUGUUGUAUUUUUAGCAAAUUUUUUAUCUCCUAUAUCUGCAUUUCUUUAUAAAGUGUUAGGAUUUAAAUAUGUUUGUGGAAUUGGAAUUAUUUUCCAAACUUUAGGUUGGAUUUGUGCAUCUUUUGCUACAAAAGUUUGGCAUUUAUAUUUAUCACAAGGAGUAGCUGUUGGAAUAUCUUUUUCAUUAAUUUUUAUACCUGCAACUUUAAUUUUACCAACUUGGUUUGUUAAACAAAGAGCAGGAUCAAUGGGACUUUGUGUUUCUGGUGCUGGAUUAGGUGGGUUGAUUUUUUCCCUUAGUGUUAAUAAAGUCAUUCAAGAUACUGGUGAUCAAAGAUGGGCUUUAAGAAUGGUUGGAUUUGUUACUUUAUUUUCAGCUGCAACUUGUGCAUUAAUGAUGAGACCUAGAAAUUCCAGUAGUAUUCCACCAUUUAAAGAAAGAAUUAGUAAGGAAUAUAUGUUGGAGAAUUUCAAGGUUAUUUUUGAUCCAAAAGUUUUUAAAAAUUGGGGUGUUUGUAUAUUAAGUUUAUGGUUUGCUAUUGCAUUAAUAGGGUAUACUUUAAUGUUAUUUAGUUUAUCAUCUUAUGCUUCUGCUAUAGGUUUAAGUCAUCAACAAGGUUCUGUGCUCACGGCAGUUAUGAAUGCUGCUCAAAUUAUUGGAAGACCGUGUAUGGGUUUAACUGCUGAUAAAUAUGGUAGAGCAAAUUUCACUGGUUGUUGUUGCUUAUUAAUUAGUAUUUUAUUGUAUGCAUUUUGGAUUAAUGCAAAGACUUUUGGAUCAUUGAUUGCAUUUGCGGUAAUUAUUGGGUUUAUUAUUGGUAUUGGUUCAUCAUUAGCACAACCAUUAGCUGCUGAUUCGUUAGAAGGACAACUUGAAAAACUACCCGCUGGUUGGUCAGGGAUCAAUAUCUUUGUGUCUUUCUUUUGUUUAGUUUCUGAAGUUAUUGCAUUGUCUUUGGUUGAUGAAUCAUUGUCAAAUCCUUAUUUGCAUACACAGAUCUUUGCUGGUACUUGUUUUUUCAGUUGCUUUUUGUUGAUUUUAAUACUAAGAGAGUAUUUAGUUAAAAAAGUUUUGAGGGUGAGGUAUGAAGAUACAAAAUUAAAAUUAGAAAAACUUAGUGGUGUUACUAAAAGUGGGUACCUUAAAAUAGAUGAAAAAGUUGAGGAAGUUGAAGAGACUGAGGAAUUGCUACAGGAGAAAAUAGAGAGGUAUGAACAUUUAUUAAGAAACAAUUUAGUGACUUAUUGCAUGAGAGUUGUAUAUCCUAUAAAAGUAUAG